AUGACCAACAUCGUGCUCUUCAGCGGCAGCUCGCACCAGGACCUGUCCCAGCGUGUGGCCGACCGGCUGGGCCUGGAGCUGGGCAAGGUGGUGGCCAAGAAGUUCAGCAACCAGGAGACCAGAGUGGAGAUCGGUGAGAGCGUGAGAGGGGAGGACGUUUACAUCAUCCAGAGUGGCUGUGGAGAGAUCAAUGACAACCUGAUGGAACUGCUCAUCAUGAUCAACGCCUGCAAGAUGGCGUCGUCGUCCAGGGUGACCGCGGUGAUCCCGUGCUUCCCUUACGCCCGCCAAGACAAAAAGGACAGGAGUCGCGCUCCGAUUUCUGCGAAACUCGUGGCCAAUAUGCUGUCCGUCGCUGGCGCCGAUCACAUCAUCACCAUGGACCUGCAUGCGUCUCAGAUCCAGGGGUUCUUUGACAUUCCCGUGGAUAACCUGUACGCGGAGCCCGCGGUCCUGCGGUGGAUUCGGGAGAACAUCAGCGACUGGAAGAACUGCAUCAUCGUCUCCCCCGACGCGGGCGGGGCCAAAAGGGUCACGUCCAUCGCGGACAGGUUGAACGUGGAAUUUGCCUUGAUUCACAAAGAGAGGAAGAAGGCGAACGAAGUGGACCGGAUGGUCCUGGUGGGCGACGUGAAGAACCGUGUGGCCAUCCUCGUGGAUGACAUGGCCGACACGUGCGGCACAAUCUGCCACGCUGCUGACAAGCUGAUCUCGGCUGGAGCCACCAAAGUCUACGCUAUCCUCACUCAUGGGAUCUUCUCUGGGCCGGCUAUUUCCAGAAUAAAUAGCGCCUCCUUUGAGGCGGUUGUCGUCACAAACACAAUUCCACAGGAGGACAAAAUGAUUCAGUGCUCCAAGAUCCAGGUUAUUGACAUUUCGAUGAUCUUGGCCGAGGCGAUCCGCAGGACCCACAACGGUGAAUCUGUGUCUUACCUGUUCAGCCAUGUCCCGCUGUAA
This is a messenger RNA of Molossus molossus (Pallas's mastiff bat), 957 nucleotides long. Its product is annotated as ribose-phosphate pyrophosphokinase 2-like. Lineage: Eukaryota; Metazoa; Chordata; Mammalia; Chiroptera; Molossidae. Gene Ontology annotation, biological process: 5-phosphoribose 1-diphosphate biosynthetic process; ribonucleoside monophosphate biosynthetic process; purine nucleotide biosynthetic process. Gene Ontology annotation, cellular component: ribose phosphate diphosphokinase complex; cytoplasm. The transcript has a single exon. Bases 1 to 957 code for a protein of 318 amino acids. Gene Ontology annotation, molecular function: ribose phosphate diphosphokinase activity; magnesium ion binding. The record is from RefSeq and is a predicted model, not a curated record.